AUGCAGCUGCUGAUCUCUGCGUUCAACCCGGCAGCAGUGGGCAACGUGAUGUGCACAAACCUGAUCAACAUUGACUGGCAGGGUGCUCUCUUUGACUGUGAUUUCAACCAACAGCUCGCCCUCGGCCUUCCUCCCAAACCAUCUAGUGCACCCAACUCUCCCCUUUCUGCGCUCCAUUCUUAUUCUGUGUCCCCCCCUCUCUCCAAACCCCCGGGCCUCCUACUCGAUAUGCCCAUUGCAGGCAAGGCGCCCUCUUCGACUGGCGCUCUCUUCGACUGUGACUUCAACCAGCAACUCAACCUCAGCCUUCCCCCCAAGCCAUCCACUGCAACAAACUCUCCCCUCGCCCCUCCACCUCCCCCUCCUCCCCGCUCUGUCUUUGACAUCCAAUCACUGGAGGAGCUUGUGGAUCGCCCCAUAGCCACAGCGGCACACUGCUUCGGGUGA
Closterium sp. NIES-65 is the source of this 447-nucleotide messenger RNA. Lineage: Eukaryota; Viridiplantae; Streptophyta; Zygnematophyceae; Desmidiales; Closteriaceae. The record is from the annotation of a GenBank genome assembly.